ACUUCCCGUUAUCUCUUGAAUCAUGUGGACGUGUUUUAGUUUCAGUCUUAUUAGUUUGGACACUAUCACAUUAUUACCUGUCAAAUAGUGAUACGUAAGAUUUCAAAAACUAAAGGUAGUGUCCUAUUAAAAUGCCAACCGAUAUUAAAACUUUUAUUAAAGACUUUUUAGCUGGAGGUAUUUCUGCUGCGAUAGCAAAAACAGCGGUUGCUCCAAUUGAACGAGUUAAAUUGAUUUUACAGGUUCAAGCAGCUAGCACUCAGAUUUCGCCCGAGAAGGAAUAUAAAGGUAUAAUAGAUUGUUUCAUACGUAUUCCGAAAGAACAAGGGUUUUUGAGUUACUGGAGAGGUAAUUUAGCCAAUGUACUUAGAUACUUUCCCACACAGGCAUUAAAUUUUGCUUUUAAAGAUGUAUAUAAAUCAAUGUUUAUGGGAGGUAUUGAUAAAAAUAAACAGUUUUGGAGGUAUUUUGCUGGAAAUUUAGCUUCCGGAGGGGCAGCAGGAGCCACAUCUCUAUGUUUUGUUUAUCCACUUGAUUAUGCCAGGACUCGUUUGGGAGCGGACGUUGGUAAAAAUUUAAAAGAGAGACAGUACACUGGACUGAUAGAUUGUAUUGUAAAAACUUUUAAAAGUGAUGGAAUGAUUGGUUUGUAUAGAGGCUUCAUGGUAUCAGUUCAAGGAAUUAUUAUUUACCGAGCAGCAUACUUUGGUUUUUUUGAUACCGCAAAGGGUAUGCUACCAGAUCCAAAGAACACACCUUUCAUUAUUUCAUUUAUUAUUGCACAGACUGUGACCUCUUUUUCUGGAAUAAUUUCAUAUCCAUUUGACACAGUGAGAAGAAGAAUGAUGAUGCAGUCAGGGCUCAAGAAGAGCGAAGUAAAGUAUAAAAAUACUUUGGACUGCUGGGUGAAAAUUUUCAAGACUGAAGGGCCACGCGCUUUCUUCAAAGGAGCUUUGUCUAAUGUUUUUCGUGGUAUGGGAGCGGCUCUUGUAUUAGUAUUCUAUGAUGAACUUAAAGCAAUAUUUUGAAAAGUAUGAUCAUUACACAAAUUUUUAUGUA
Molecule: messenger RNA, 1059 nt
Organism: Diorhabda carinulata
Lineage: Eukaryota; Metazoa; Arthropoda; Insecta; Coleoptera; Chrysomelidae
Product: ADP,ATP carrier protein 1-like
Exons: 4
Coding region: 132-1028 (298 amino acids)
Biological process (GO): mitochondrial ADP transmembrane transport; mitochondrial ATP transmembrane transport
Cellular component (GO): mitochondrial inner membrane
Molecular function (GO): ATP:ADP antiporter activity
Source: RefSeq, a predicted model, not a curated record